Homalodisca vitripennis (glassy-winged sharpshooter) is the source of this 3035-nucleotide messenger RNA. RefSeq lists its product as uncharacterized. Gene Ontology annotation, molecular function: protein-lysine-acetyltransferase activity. Lineage: Eukaryota; Metazoa; Arthropoda; Insecta; Hemiptera; Cicadellidae. Gene Ontology annotation, biological process: mitotic sister chromatid cohesion. Gene Ontology annotation, cellular component: chromatin; nucleus. The record is from RefSeq and is a predicted model, not a curated record. Bases 789 to 2345 code for a protein of 518 amino acids. The transcript is spliced from 12 exons.
GAAUGUAUGACCUUGAAUCUUAUAUUUAUCUGAACACUACUAAAGUAAGUAAUGAACUUAAAUAUAAAUAAAGGGUCAAGGUCAAGGUUUGAAACAAUUCAGCUGACAUACUAUUACACAAUGUUAUUUGUAAUUUGUACGUUUAACCUUGACCCUGUCAAAUAAGGCUUCCCGUAAUAUUUCCAAUAAUACGUCAUCGCAACUCUGAAAGCCUGCAAUACAGUGUGGUAAUUGUAUUGUUUGAUUUAUUACGCAAUGGAAUUUAUAUGCUGUAUACCAAUUACCAAGUAAAUAACUGAAUGUAGUUAACCUACAAAGCAAAAUACUUUAUAUAGCAUCUACGUACAAUUAUGUACACACCAAAUUGUAUAUGAUUCAUUAGCUAUCAUUACAUACAUAAUGUUAUCCGAAAAGAUAAUACUCUAAAUUAAACAACUGAAUAACGAUUCAUUCACGAUAGGCUAACUGAGUAAAUUAUACAACAUUCGAACAUUUAAUUGUUCUGGUGAACAGGUUUCAUAAACCGGAAGUGUCGUGUCAUGUUAUAAAAGUAUACCCACAUGUUAUUACUUCAUUAGUUACUGUUGUUGAUUGUAUCUGUCAACACAGCUUUGCAAUAUUUAUGUUCUAUACUUUUGUGAAAACCCCUAAUUUUAUGAAUAAGAGUGUCAUUACAAAUUAAAUUAAAUUGCACCCUAUAAAUUUAAACUAUACGGUACUUGGAAAAUGAUUUUGGCAUGAACAUUGUCGUUGCAGCUCCAGCGAAUGGGAAACACCGGUGAGACAAGAUGACUUCUCCUGGGUCUGAACAGCAACAGAGUUCUCCAGAUGGACAUUUAAUUUCUCCAAGGAAUUCUCAGAGAGCUCUGCCUUCAUUCUCGUUUUCCCGGAUUCUCUCAGAAUAUCCUAACUUGUGCUUGGGUUCUGAUGAGAGCGAAGAUGAAAAUGAACCAUUCACUGACGAUGUUCGAGAGGAAAAGGAUCAACCCAUGUUUUCCUUCUCUAGACUUGCCUCGGAGCAUCCACACCUGUGUAGUGUCCAUGAUGAGAGUGAAGAAGGUGGAAGUGAAAGCAGUGAUGAUUCUUUGACAAGAACUCUGCUGCAGAUCCAUCAACAGUCAGAGUCACCAGUCUAUAGAAGGUCUUCAGUGAAGAAACCAUCACCGCUAAAGCCUUCUAUAGAUAUCACCAGAGGAGGUGGAAGUACAAGCAGUGAUGACUCUUUGACAAGAGCUCUAUUGCAGAUUCACCAUUCACCAGUUUGUAAAAGGCCCUUGGAGGAGAUACCAUCACCACAGUGGCCUUCAGUCGAGAGAGGAGGUGGAAGUACAAGCAGUGACGACUCUUUGUUAAAAGCCCUAUUACAGAUCAAUUAUUCACCAGUUUGUAGAAGGUCCUUGGAGGAGAUACCAUCACCUCAGAGGCCUUCAGUCGAGAGAGAGAACUCGACAGGUGGUUCACAAACUUCAAGUGUCUAUCCAAGUAAACAUUUCUUGGAAAAGGCGUCAACUUUGUACAAGUUGAGAAGAGUGACACCUCCACAGAUGAGAAAGUCACCUAUACAAAGAUCACCUUUUUCAACAGCAAUAGAUCCAUAUGCUGUGGGACUGGUAGUGGUGCAGGAGACCCUGCAGGAACAUACACGACUGAUGGACGAGCUGAAACGUGACAGGGAGACACAGAGUUGGCGAGCAAGACAGGAGCCUUGUCCCUGCGAUGUGGCCAGGCACCCGCGUCCCUGGACCAUGGAUAUCAUCACAGCUGUGCAUAGCUACAGCUUCCUGCUCGACUGCCAGGGUCUAGAGAUGCUGAGGAGCAGAGUGGUGGGGGCCAACAGCACAGAGACUGUAGUGAUCUAUAAUGUUCCGAUGUUGGAGAGACAUCACUGGAAAAUGAAGGCAGAGAAUGUGUUGCGGUUUGUGGACAUAGAGCUGGGAGUGGGCGACCAGAUGGCAUAUGAUCUCUUCCACUAUGUGCAACCAUGCAACAGACAGAUCAUGGUCGUGGUGUCUUCACGUAGAGUGGUGGGACUUAUUAUCGCUGAAAAGAUGGAGUGGGCGAAUCGGAUUCUGAUGGAGACAGAGAGAUAUCGAGACCUAGAAGAGGAUCCGGUUCCUGUUCGGGUCGGUGUAAACCGAUUGUGGAUCCAUGUCAGCAUGAGGAGACAGCACUUGGCCACCUGUCUCUGCCAUCUAGUGAGGAAAAUGUUUUAUGAAGAUGAAGAACUACAACUGAAAGAUUUUGCCUUCAACGACAUCUCUGAUGCAGGAGUAGCAUUUGCUAAAAUGUUCCUUAAAACCAACGCAGUACCCUUAUAUAGUGGGAAAACUGGAAUGCGGCAUUAAUAGCUCUCAUACAGUACGAUUCCAUUUUAAGCUAUUUGAAAAUAGAAGCGGAAUACAGUGGACCAAACUAUUGUGUAAAUAUUUAUUACACAUUAUAAAAAUAACAGUAAUUUACUGUACAAAUAUGUAAUAAUACAUCAAUUUAAUUGUUAUAAAAAGAGAUAUAUAUUACAAAGAUGCACAUAUGGACUUACAGGAUGUCCUGUUGUAAUCAGAACUUUAGCUUUAUGAUGGAUAGUAAUAUAAUAAUUUAUUCCAGAUAUUGUUGGUGAAUACAUUUAAUUAAUUAAUUAAAUAAGAUAUACACAGUAGAUUUCCUUGAUUGUUAAAACAGUGUAGAAAUAAAUUAGUACCUUCUACUGUAGCAAAAAUAUUGCGUUCUUAAUUUUUUAUUAUAUCUAUAUUUCCAAAGUUGUGGUUACACACAAAAAAGAGCCUGAUAUAUAUUAGGACAUAUAUACUUAGGAAUUAAAAACAAUGAAUCUUAUAUACUGUAUGUGUUUACCAAAUUGUUUAAUUUGGUUUUGUACAUGAUAAAUUGUCCACAAUCCAUUUUAGAUCUGUCAUACAUGGGAAAAGACUAUAAGAAACAUGGGUGACAGUCUGCAAGAUAACCGACCCUUAUGUAACAUAAAUAAAUUUUGCCACAAUUUGUAAAACUUGACUCCUUAACUUGUGAUCCAUUAACUC